GUUAACAGGCGCACCGAGGCCGCUGUGCUGGGAACGGGAGAAGGCUGAAAUGGGAGGGCCCGUGAGGAAGCUGCUGUAAUCUGCACGACGCUCGGUGCCUUGGAGGCGGGAGCAGUGGUUAGAAUCUGGAUAUGGCUUAAGAAGGGAACUGACUAUACUCGCUCUUGGAUUGGAAACCGGCGAAAGAGAAAGAAUAUACAAGGAUGACUCAGAGGCUUUUGUUGAGCGGCUAAAACGGGGUUUCCACUGACUGAAGUGGAGAAGAGGUUUAUCCGAGUGGGGUGAGAACUAGAUUUUGAUACAGUAAAUCUAUCCUUUUGCUCAAUUUUCAACUCUACUGCGAGAAAGAACCAUGUUCACGCUGUUCUUAGAAACAGUUGAGCCAGUGGUGGUGGAGGCCGAAGGCCCUGGAACCUUUUCCUUCGUGUGGCAGCCACUUCUCUCUCCUGUGGAGGCUCAGUGGUCUUAAGAAAUCCAAGAGAUGAUUUUGAUGAGGAAGCGUGGUCCAAACCCACCCCAGUGCCAUAGCUGAACUCACUCAGUCAUAAUCAUGCAUCUGGUCGGUCAGCACCUGCCCUACUGCCGGGGAGAGAGAACCCAGAUAACAAUGUCAAGUUUACCAGACCUACACGAUGUGGACAUCACCAAUUACGUGUCAAUGUUGUAUCUGGAAACCAAAGUCUCCCAGGACUGGGGAACAGCCCAGCCACAGUUUCUUAAGCAAUACCACGAUGAUGUACACCUCUCCCAAAAAUGUAGAAUAGCACCCAUUUCCUCCAAAAUCAUCUACAGAGGGUAUAAUCAGAAAACUUUAACUUUCGUGUUGUCUGAACAGUUCCAGUAUCCUGGAAGAAAUAAAAUAAUGUGCACGCCUGGAGGAGCAUGGCUUCAGGAUGACCAGGAAGCUGUGGGACUCAGCCUCAGCUCCCAGGAAGACACAUCUGCUGGCAACAAGGUUAGUCUAGUGCCACCUGCUGGAGAAGCCACUGUGGCCUCAGCUGAGCAGCUCCAGGAUCCCGUCCUGCCCUGCAGAUCUAUCCCAAGGACCUAGAACAGAGCCGGGCAGAGAGUUGGUGCUCAAUACAUAGUGGUAAUGAAUAAAAAUCCCUCAUUGCAGCCCUGUGAGGAAGAUAGAUUAUAAUUGAGGAAAUUGUAGCCCGAGAAGUUAAGUGAGGGCCGCAGGGUCACGUGACUAGGAAGUGGAGGGUCGGGGUGAGGGUGGAACCUCCUUGUUGGUGACAGAGCCCAGGGUCUCGGCCACUGUGCGGUGCAAUCUUGUUUCCCCUCAACCUGCUCCAGGGACCUAAUGACCCAGAAAGGCUGGUCCCGGCAUAACAGCCCCACGUGCUGGCAUGUUCCUGCUUCAAGCUCCAGUGAUUUCCCUUCAACUGUUACUACCACUUCCCCCCUUUCUCUCUCUACCCACUGUCCUGCUGUUAAACCCCACUCAGCCUUUAAUGCCCAGCUGAAGCCCCACUUUCUUCUGAGCCCUCAGGGAUCUCCCUUAUGCUAAGUACCUGUACCAUGCCUUCAACACUCACCAGAGAG
Molecule: messenger RNA, 1548 nt
Organism: Balaenoptera acutorostrata (minke whale)
Lineage: Eukaryota; Metazoa; Chordata; Mammalia; Artiodactyla; Balaenopteridae
Exons: 9
Coding region: 551-1051 (166 amino acids)
Source: RefSeq, a predicted model, not a curated record